GUGUGUGUGCACACGUGCGUAUGUGAUUGUGUGUAUGUACGAUAGUGUGUGUGUGCCUCCCCCUGUGCCAGCUGUUGGUGCCUGCUGGCAGGUACGCUGUGCUUCCAGAGGAAAAUGCCCGCCAUCCUGGUGGUCAGUAAGAUGAAGUCGGCCCUGCCCAAGCCAAUGCACAGUGCUGUGCCCAUCCCACAUGUCCCCACCCGUGCAGUGUGCCCGCAGCCCUGUGCCCGCACACCAAGCCGGCCUGCCACCUGCACACCCCCCCACGUCAGCAGCCUCAAGCGCCCCCAGGCCGGCAACCUCAAGCGCCCCCAGGCAAGCACAGCCCGACUGCCCCCGAGCAGCCCCGAGCUGCCCUUACAGGAGCGCCGAGAUGAAGGGGAGCUCGGAGACAGCGCUCCAGCCAAGCUCAGCCAGCCUGCCGACAGCCUGCUAGACUCUCAGAUCUAUACGGACUGGGCGAAUCACUACUUGGCGAAGUCAGGACACAAACGGCUCAUCAAAGACCUGCAAGAAGAUGUCGCUGACGGUGUUCUCCUGGCGGAAAUCAUCCAAGUCGUAGCCAAUGAGAAGAUCGAAGACAUCAAUGGCUGUCCAAAGAGCUGCUCUCAGAUGAUUGAGAACAUUGACACCUGUUUGGCAUUCCUGGCAGCCAAAGGAGUGAACAUACAGGGACUGUCUGCAGAAGAGAUCAGGAAUGGUAAUCUGAAGGCGAUAUUGGGGCUUUUCUUCAGUCUGUCGCGUUACAAACAGCAGCAGCAGACCCAGAGACAGAGCUCCCAGCAGCUCCACACACCACACACACACUCACACACGGCCCUCAGCCAGCAGAGCAGCGCACCUGCUCACCUCUCCUUACCCUCGCAUGGGACACCGAGCCCCUCAGCCACUCACACGCACAGAGCACAAGCAGAGAUGCAGUCCAGGGGUGCUUCUGAGAGCAAACUACUCAAGUUUUCCAUUGGUCAGAAAAAGUCGUCAAGACUCCCCGGCCCUACGUCGAGGGUGUCCGCGGCGGGUAGCGAGGGUUCACCCCGGGGGUCCAUUAGUUCGGCAGGGAACCGCCGCAGCCAAGCCUUCAGCGACAAAGCCAAACCUGCAGCGGCGCAGGCCAAAGAAUCAUCAGACAGCAUCUCCUCUCAACUUCCAGGCAUGACUGAGCAUGCACCGUCUUGUGCGGCAGCUGUCAGUACCUCCACCGUCAUCACCAGCAGCGUGGCAUCUUCCUCCCAGUGCUCCGCCAUCCCGCAGCCCAGCUCCAGCGGCAAACCCUGGAGGAGCAAGUCCCUGAGCACCAAGCACACAUCUACCUCCACCAUCCUCUCAGUGAAACAGGAAGCCCCAGCGAAGCAGCCCGCCCCUGCUGAUCCUCCACCCAAAACUCUGCCGCAGAGGUCCAUGCUGGAGAAACUCAAGCUCUUCAACAGUAAAGGAGGCUCCAAGUCCUCUGCCCAAGCAGAAGGUGCCGUGGGGAAGGAGCCUGGUGUGGUGCUGGAGAGAGUGGAGGCUGGCUCCAACACCGAGCCUCUGGAGGAAGCAGAGGGCAACGCUCGCCCUGUUCCCAGCUCCGGUGCUGUCAGCUUGUCGAGCAGCAGCCCGAAGAUGGCGCUGAAGGGCAUAGCACAGCGGACGUUCAGCAGGGCACUAACGGCCAAGAAGGGCUCGACAAAAAAUGUGGAAAAAGAAAAGGAGAAAGAGAGAGAGCGGUCGAAGGAGAAGGAGCGUGGGAAGGAGGGGUCCAAGCGACUGCCUGCCUCUGAAAAGGCAGAGAUUAGAGAGGAGCUCGCAGAGGAGAUGACUGGAGGGUCCGAGGUUGGUGUGGCAGAGGCGGAGCCCAAACGGACCUCGAAGAUUGCGAGCCUUAUUCCCAAAGGGGGCAAAGUAGGUGCCAAGAAAGAUAGUUCUGCCCCUGUGCACACUGGUAUUCCCAAACCAGGCAGUAAAAACACUGGAACUGGGGCAGGUAAAAGCUCAGGAGCACCUAUCAGUGGCAAAGACAAUGAGAGACCACGUAGCAUGCGCCUGGGUGGAGGAGCUGGUCUCCAUAGAGACAGCCGCCACUCCUCCUCCUCCUCCAGCCUUGCAUCCACAGAGGGUAAAGCCCACCAGCACCACACUGCUGCCCCAGUGGGUAAUGGAGGCACUACACAAUCCACAGCCAGCAACACAGUCAGUGUGCAGCUGCCUCAACCCCAGCAACAGUACAGCCAUCCCAAUACAGCCACUGUAGCACCUUUCAUGUACAGAUCCCAGACUGAAGGAGAUGACGGCGUCACCAGCGAGACGGUCUCUGGAGGUAGCUUCAACAAGACCAACCAGACGUCUAUCGAAGAUUUGUCAGGUGAAGAUCCUGAGACCAGAAGACUAAGGACUGUUAAAAACAUUGCGGACCUCCGGCAAAAUCUAGAAGAAACCAUGUCCAGUUUGCGGGGGACACAGAUCACACACAGCACGCUGGAAACCACCUUCGAUGGUGGCGUCACCACUGAAGCGAACAGCCGCAGCCUGCUGAGCCUGUCUUCACGCCCGGCGCCGCUGUCUUGGACCACCCGGGUCGGCCAGUCCAGCCCACGGCUGCAGGCGGGCGACGCACCCUCUCUGGGAAACAGCUACCAGUCCCGGGGCGGAGGUUCAGCUGCGGGUCCGGGCCGCUACCUGUACGCUGCGCCCCUGCGUAGGCAGCUGGCUGGGCGCGGCAGCGCCCUCUGUGGGUUGGAGUUGGGAGAGCGGGGUGAGGAGCUUGAGCUGGAUGUGAGCGGCUACGUUAGCGACGGAGAUGUGCUCGCCAAGAACGCUCGCGCUGAUGACCUCAGCAGCGGCUACAUGACGGACGGUGGCCUGAGUCUGUACACACGACGGCUGAACCGUCUGCCCGAUGGUAUGGCAGUGGUGCGAGAGACGCUGCAGAGGAACGCUUCUUCAGGCCAGGGGGACGCUGACAGUUGGGACGACAGCAGUUCAGUCAGCAGUGGAAUCAGUGACAUGAUUGACACUGAUGAUAUCAACACCAGCUCCUCAAUCAGCUCCUAUACCAACACACCUGCUACAUCACGCAAAGCUUUGAGUGGGCAGCCACAAACAGAUGCUGAGAAGCAUUCAGCCGUGGAGCGAACUUCCAACUGGUCGGGCGACGACGUCAAAAGAUCAGACGGCGGGUCCGACAGCGGGGUCAGAAUGGAGGCCAGUUCGAAAUGGCGAAAGAACCCAUCAGACAUUUCAGAUGAGUCGGACAAGGGCGGGUCCACGAGGAAGGCUACUGCCAUCUCUCACACUGGGUCAUGGAGAAAGGGCAUGACCGCCCAGGUGGGCGUGACUGCGCCCCGAACAAAAGGAGCGACUGUUUCCACAGGAACAGGCACACUGAAAACACAUGGGACAGCUAAAACAGAUGAUGCUAAGGUGUCAGAGAAAGGCUGCUUCUCCACCAACCCCAGCGGGGUCCACCACUCCCCAUCUGAUGCUGGGCGGAGCAACUCCGACUCCACUCCCACCCGCAUGCCAACCUGCACCUUUGGCUUUAAGAAACCCAACUCUGGUUCAGGCUCUGUCACCAUAGCUGCAACCUCCAGUGUCAGCAUGGUGACAGCCAGCGGGGCCACCAUCACUAGUGGCUCGGCCACCCUGGGGAAGAUCCCCAAAUCCUCUGCCUUGAUGGUGGGGGGAGGAAGAGGAGGGCUGAAGGGGGCGCCAGAGGGAUCGCCAGUGCCCCAGGAGGACAGCUACCUGGUGGCUAGUGCGAGGUCAACGCUUCAGUAUCGCAGCCUACCCCGCCCCUCUCGCUCUGGAGCUGCCGCCCGCAACGGCAACCGCUCAUCAACCAGCAGCAUUGAAUCAGGACUAAGCACCCGAGCUACUACGCUCACUGUCACAGCCAAUAAAAUGCCCACACAAAAAACAAAUGGGAGCAAUGGGUCCCCUGCCAAUCAGACAGACAAAGAGAAGGGUGGAGCUUCAGAGAUGGACAACCUGAGAGGGUGUGUGUUUGGCUCAGGUGGAGGAGCGGCAACUAUUCCACAGACUGCACGACAGGGGAGCAAGUACACAGAGGUGUCUUCACCUACUCUGCGCAGGCUCUUUGGAGGUAAAGCUCCUAAGCAGCCUCCUGUCACAACUGCAGAGAGUCUGAAGAACUCUGUGGUCAUCUCCAACCCACACGCCACCCUGGGCCAUCACACCCUGCCUGCUGGGUCCCUGGACUCUCCGUCGGCCGGGGGGCCAGGCAGCGGUGGCAGUAGCCCCCUGUACGGAGGGCGGGGCGCUGGCCCCGUGGGCAGCGAGCAGGCCUCCAGCCCCGGCUCAGUCUACUCGACGGGCACGGGCACAUGGGGCACCACGGCGAGCAGCUCCUCUGCACCAGGCUACCCGUCUGUCAGCAGCAUGCAUACCAGCAGCGAAUCCAUCGACAUGUCAUUGGGCAGCGGGCAUCACCGCGAUGACAACCACCCCCCACUCACCCGUGCCGCCAGCGCAAAGACCGAGAGUCCCCUGUCCUCUCCCUCUGCUAGUCCCAAAUUCAACCGCAACACCUUGCCUCGGAAACAGGAUAGUGACUCUUACAGUGAUAGGAACACGCUGCCUAAGAAGGGAUUCAGGUACUGUCCCUCACCACAGGUGCGUCAGGAGGAGGCACGUGAUUGGCUACGUUCACAUUCCGCUGGCGGACUACAGGACUCGGCUAGCAAUUCCCCAUUCUCCACAGGCUCCAGCCUCACGUCGCCAUCAGGCACGCGCUUCAACUUUGCCCAGCUCGCCAGUCCCACCACAGCAGCACAGAUCAACCUCGCUAGCCUGCGCAACAACAGCGUGUCCAAUCAAGACAGCAUGGUGGACUCCUCUGGCGACACCCGUCUACGCAAUUCCUGCAUGUCACUGGACGAGAAGACACGCACCAUGAGUCGCUCGGCCUCCUUCAGAGAUGGAUUUGAAGAAGCACAUGGGUCCUCCCUCUCUCUGGUCUCCAGUACCUCAUCCAUCUAUUCAACGACCGAAGAGAAGUCGCAGUCAGAGAUCCGCAAGCUACGCAGAGAACUGGAUGCCUCACAGGAAAAAGUGUCUGCCCUGACAACGCAGCUGAGUGCCAAUGCUCACCUUGUGGCAGCCUUUGAACAGAGUCUGGCCAACAUGACCAUUAGACUGAAGAGUCUUACAAUGACAGCAGAACAGAAGGACUCUGAGCUGACUGAACUGAGGAAGACCAUUGAGUUACUGAAGAGGCAGAAUGCUGUGGCUCAGGCCGCCAUCAAUGGAGUCAUAAACACGCCCGAGCUCGUCUGCAAAUCUGAACGCACAGGCUCCAACAGCUCAGCAGCGAGUGGGCAGACAGACCUGCGCAUGCGCAGACAGCACUCAUCUGACAGCGUCUCCAGCGUGACCAGUGCCACCAGCCACUCCAGCAUGGGCUCCACCAUGGACAAUUCUGACAACUGCAGCAAGAAGAAAAAGAAGAACUGGCUGCGGAGCUCCUUCAAGCAGGCUUUCACCAAGAAGAAAUCGCCAAAGUCAGCGUCCUCACACUCGGACAUCGAGGAGAUGACUGACUCGCUGCCCUCCUCCCCCAAACUCUCCCAUAAUGGAUCCUCCACCUCCUCAGCGCUGCUCAGGAACUCCCACUCCAACUCGCUCUGGUGUGAGCUCCAGGGAUCUUGUCCUGAUGUAGGUGUCCGCCUGUCUGUCCACAGGCUGCCGGAGUGUUUGGACGGGGAGGCGGAGAUGGUGAUGCAGCUGCGCACUGAGCUCCGCGAGAAGGAAAUGAAGCUGACUGACAUCCGGUUGGAGGCGCUGAGCUCCGCCCACCAGCUGGACCAGCUGCGAGAGGCCAUGAACCGCAUGCAGGUCGAGAUCGAGAAACUGAAGGCAGAGAACGACCGUUUGAAGCUGGAGACCCAGGCGGGUGGAGGCAGAGUAUUACCUCAGAGCUCCAGCGUGGCGGCCUCUGUACCCUCCACAGCCAUGCUCUCACCUGGCCUCUCGCAGCACAGCCUGGAUCUCACCGAGUCCACCGGCUUCAACAUUCUGCUGGAUGACUCUGGAGGCGACAGCAGCUUUCGUAAAGAGGGCAGACACGUAAAGAUUGUGGUCAGGCUCCAAGAGGAUGCCCCAUGGAGAGAGGACUGCAGACCGCGCGACUUCCUCAUUGGCUGCAUCGGGGUCAGUGGCAAAACCAAGUGGGAUGUUCUGGAUGGCGUUGUCAGGCGUCUUUUUAAGGAAUACAUCAGGCAUGUAGAUCCAGUGAGUCAACUGGGACUAGGCUCUGACAGUGUGGAAGGAUAUCGCAUUGGGGACGUGCUCCGACCCAGUGGGGCAGACACCCCGGAACUACUUCCCUGUGGGUACUUAGUCGGGGAGAACAACACAAUCCACAUCUCUCUCAAAGGCGUGCAUACCCAGUCCACGGACGCGCUGGUCUUUGACACGCUGAUCCCUCAGCCCGUGCUGCAGCGCUACGUCUCGCUGCUGCGAGAGCACCGACGCCUCAUCCUGUCUGGGCCCAGCGGCACGGGGAAGACCUAUCUGGCCCAGCGCCUGGCCGAGCACCUGGUGCUUCUGGAGGGCCGCACGGCCAGCCACACCGCUGUCGUCACCUUUAGCGUCGACCACAAGUCCAGCAAGGAGCUGAGGCAGUAUCUGGCAGCCGUUGGCGAGCAGUGGAGUGCUCCUGGCCAGGACACCGAGGCUCCUCUGGUGCUUAUCCUGGACAACCUUCACCAUGUCGGCUCUCUCGGGGAGAUCUUCAAUGGUCUGCUUAAUUACAAGUACCAACGCUGCCCAUACAUCAUUGGCACUAUGAGUCAGGCCACAUCUUCAUCUCCAAACCUUCAGCUGCACCAUAACUUCAGGUGGGUGUUGUGCGCCAACCACAUGGAACCUGUGAAGGGCUUCCUCGGCCGCUUCCUCCGGAGGAAGCUGAUGGAGACGGAGAUCAGCAGUCGCAGCCGCAGCCCCCAGCUGGUGAAGAUCAUGGAGUGGAUCCCCCGUGUCUGGCAACACCUUAACCGCUUUCUGGAGGCGCACAGCUCCUCAGACGUCACCAUCGGCCCGCGGCUGUUCCUGUCGUGUCCCAUGGAUGUCGAUGGCUCACGGGUGUGGUUCACCGACCUGUGGAACUACUCCAUCAUCCCCUACCUGCUGGAAGCUGUGCGGGAGGGACUCCAGCUAUAUGGACGGAGAGCACCAUGGGAUGACCCUGCACGUUGGGUGCUGGAGACGUUUCCAUGGGGAUCGAGCCCACAGCACCCGGAUUGGCCACCUUUACUGCAGCUCCGCCCAGAGGAUGUGGGCUUUGAUGGAUAUUCUGCCUCCAGAGAGGGUGCUAGCAAGCAGAGCACACAGAGCGACAGCGACGCUGAUCCACUGAUGAACAUGCUUAUGCGUCUAAAGGAGGCUGCCAGCUGCUCCAGCCCACAGAGUUACGACAGCGAUUCCAAUAGCAAUGGUCACCAGGAUGACAUCCUUGAUUCAUCUCUGGAGUCUACGCUCUGACAUUUUGCCUUUUCCAUAAACUCAAGACAUCUUCUGAAUGUUUCCGCGACCUCAGGCAGCAGAAUCAAAUCACUCCAUUUGGAGAUGUCCUCUGAGAUGAGGAUGUGGGUGCUGGAAACCCAUUAAGAGAAAAGGGGCUUCAUUUUCUGACAAAGAGGCAGAAACCUGCACUACCCAUAAUUUAGCUUGUCCUCCGUCCUGCACCUGUGAACAUAACUAAAGACCAUAUGAGAACAUAUGAGUGUGAGCGAGCACUGUUCCCAGAAUCAUUACCUCCAAACUCAUCCCAAUACCCCUGAAAUCUCCAUCUUGGCACUCCCUUUAUCCUUAAGCAAAGCUCUAGAUCAUGCCAUCAUUGGCCCACUUCAUUCUUUUCAGUGCUUUUGUGGAGAAAGUGGUGCUCUGAAAGAUGCUCUCUAAGAUCUUUGGCUUAGAUUUGGGAACUGCAUUCAGAAAAAAAGAUCAUCUCUGUUGGGCAAACCAGGAUUCACAAAGUCUGCACAGCAUAACUGUCACAAAUUAGUUUAUUCCAAUGCUGUCCAUCAUUGGAUAGCUUAAAUACUUGGGAAGAAGGGGUUCUGGGCACAAGCAAAUCCAAGUCUUGGCUUAAAACUAUUUGUAGCCUAAAAUAUCCAUGUCAUUGAAUGUCUACAUGUCAGCUGUAUUGGGCUUUUGUUUCUCUGUGUUUCAGUGUCUGUAAUUACAUAGGAUUCAUUUGAAUGAUCAGGAACGUUUCCUCACUGAUGCUGGAUCUGCUUCUGACUGUAACAGUGCAGAUGUUUUGUAGUCUGGCAUGAAAAGUGUCCCUGACACCUGGGCUGGUCUCGACAUGCCUCUUCUACACUCCUCUGCACUCGUCUUCUACACUCCUACUCCCUCAGUCACUGUAGCAGGCCCACAUUCUCACCUUUUCACCACCCUUUCCUCUCACUCUGACUUCCUGGUGCUGAACUGAACCCGGUGCCUUACUCUGUUUUGUAAUGUAUACUCAAGAGGCACUAUGAUUUUAUACCUGCUGAACUCUUCAUUUGGAGAUAUGUCCUCAGUGAGCCUGUGGGUUCUGUGUUCCUCCCCCUCAUCCUUGAGUGGCUUUAUUACUUCAUCGCAUAAGAUGGCUAGUGGCAUGCAAAUGAAAGAGCUAAAGGAAAGGUAGCAACAAAGGGACUACACCUUCCUUCUUCUGUUCAGGUGUUAAAGUUUCCUUUUUUAUUUUAGCAUCAUGUACCUUAACAUUGGUCACACCUGAGGCUGCAAACCACUGAGGUGUCGCUGGUUGGCACAAUACUCUGACUGUGGCAGAGUUGCAUGGCUUUAUUUGGUGCUGCAGGAUAGUAUUUUAUGCACCAAAUCUGAAAAGCACACAAUGCUGAGAGAGAAAGUGCUGGAGAUAUGGUGAGUUAAUACCUCAUUGACUUCCAGGGCCUUGGCCUUGGUCUUAGUGUUCAAAUGUGAAGGAUGGAAAAUUACUGUCACAGCCAUUUAAUUCCAUAUCAGACAAUACAUUUGCUGCUUGAUCUUAUUUCUAAAAACAGGUGCUAAAAGCUACAGGUAAAACCUGUGUACAGUGAAAAUCCUACCACAAAAAUAAAACGCCAAAAGUGGCAGGAUAGUCAUUUCAGCACCACUUAAUGAAUAGUAAAUGUCAGGAUUUUUGUUUAUCCUUGUCAAUAUCAGAUACUUGAUGUUGUGCAGGUGUAGUUAGAGUAUAACAUUGUCUUCACAUAUUGUGUACACGCCACUGAAGUGUUUGAGUGUUUCAAGUCAUUAAACCUAUGCAACAUCUUUUUGGGUUUCAAAUGGAAGCCAAAUUCUGUAGCUCUCUAAAUACUUUCAGCACUGCCUCUA
Molecule: messenger RNA, 9324 nt
Organism: Electrophorus electricus (electric eel)
Lineage: Eukaryota; Metazoa; Chordata; Actinopteri; Gymnotiformes; Gymnotidae
Gene: nav2a
Product: neuron navigator 2a
Biological process (GO): nervous system development; neurogenesis
Molecular function (GO): protein binding; ATP hydrolysis activity; ATP binding
Source: RefSeq, a predicted model, not a curated record